Molecule: messenger RNA, 8003 nt
Organism: Stegastes partitus (bicolor damselfish)
Lineage: Eukaryota; Metazoa; Chordata; Actinopteri; Pomacentridae
Product: absent in melanoma 1 protein-like
Exons: 23
Coding region: 206-7477 (2423 amino acids)
Source: RefSeq, a predicted model, not a curated record
AUACCAUCAAUGCCACACAGUGCGCGCGCUGCCGUUGUGGAUGCUUUACUGGAGGCGAGAAGGACUAAAAACGCAACAUGUCCCAUCAGUUAGAAACAGCAUCUCAGUGAGGAUCUGAAGCUUACAAGUCGGUUUACACGCUGGAGGCGAGAGAAAAGUUUUCUUCUGUGUGUAAUUAAGGGAGUUUUUGUUCUAAACCAAAAUCAUGUUCACAACCUACAUAAAGAGUCUGAAUGAUAUGGUAUUUUCUACGUCUGAGACCCCCGAAGAGCAGCCAAGUACUGGAGUUCUGGGUCGUAUUGGCAGCUGGUUCUCUCCGUGGAGGGGAAAGCCACCAAAAAGUUCCUCUGAAAAUGAUUCCCCAACUAGCGAUCUUAAAUCAGAGGCAGAAGAGGCGAGUGAGGAGUUUGUGAGACCUCAGGCAAGGGGACAACAGUGGGAGAAGGAGGAGGAGGAGAAUCCCAAUCCACUGGGUCUCUUCAGAGACGUUUUCCCCAGUGAAGACGAGGACGCCACGCAGUCUGCCCACAGAGUCGGCUCUGUUGUGAGCAGCACUCAGACACGAGAAGGAGGUCCAAGAGAGGAGGAGCCUGCAGAGAGCAGGAAGCAGAGAACAGGGCAGGGCAAGGAGAGGGAGGAGAGCAGCAACGGUGCUUCAGCGAGUGGGAAUCCUGAAAAGAAUGCCAGUCAUCUGACACAUCUCUCCUUCACUUCUAAACAGGGAGUGGUAUGGGACUCUGACCAGGCCAACACCCCGCCUCAGGCCCAGAGACAAGCCCAUACCGGCAAGAGGCUCCACGUGUACCUGGAGGAGACCAGCGUAACUCACUGCGGCAACGACAAACUUGCCGGUCAGGAAGUUGUCUGCAAAACACUCACAAAAAGCCUACAGGUCCUCCCCAAGGCAAAGUCAUUGACAAGAUUAGAUGUACCAAAUAGCUCAAGUGCAGAGCACGAAAGGACAGAUGUGGGGCCUGCUGCUGGUGCACAGAGUUACUACAGCGCUGUAGUGGGAGUGUCACUGAAAUCACACAAAGCCUCACAGUUAGAGCCUGAACCUGCUGGAGAACAAACAGAGGCCGACAACAUGGGGCGUAAAAACGCAUCCAGGAGGAAAGUCAGGAAGAACUCUCAGGGAGAUGGAGGGAGUAGCCCUCUGGAGAAAGUGCCCCCAAAAGAGCUGCCUGGGGCGCAGGGAAAACCUACAUCCAAUAACUCAGUCAGCAGUCCCCAGGGCAAAAGUCCAAAGACUCACAUGAGAGAGGCAUCUGCAGGCUCCUCCUCCAAGCCUAACCCCUCCUCACAGGCCUCACCUGAAGGAGGAGGAGGAGGAGGAGGAGGAGGGCAAAGUAAGAUUUCCUGCCCCGCGACGGUCAGGCAGUUGGACAACUUCCAGGACUCAAAAUCAGUCACUGCAGAGACUCAGGCAUGUGUGGCGGAUGGUGGCGCAGACAUGGAGGACGAUGACAGCUUUUACAAAGUGGAACGGAAGACGGAGACGCCAGAGUCCAAACGCAGGAGUCUGAAGGUUUCCCGGAGCGAGGUGAAGCUUUUUCCAAAACAUGUGCCUUUCAAUCCUAAAGAAAGCCUCGUGGAGGAACACCGGGAAUAUAACGCAGCUUCACGGGACACCAAGGAUGAAGCAAAGGAUGAGUCCAAAACAGAGACUGAUUCCCGAGUACGCGGCCAGAAGACAGCGGAUGAGGCGCCAAAGCAAGUCGUUGGCCGGAUCAAAGAUAAGAUCAGCCUCUUUGAGCAGCAGCGACCCGCUGGGGGCAACAAGCAGACCUUCCGAACCCCGAGGAGCGCCGAUGCCUCUCCAGCCAGAAACGCAGCCGACAAGUUGAAGGCAGAGUUUCUGUUGUCAGAACAGAGGUCCAGAUCGGCCGAGCGUUACGGCCAGUUCCGGUCCAGCUCUGCGUCACCUGCCAGGGAGAAGCCGAUGUCGAUCAAGGAACGAGUGCAGAGGUUUGUAGAGGCGUCUGGGUCGGAUUCUAAACCGGCGCUGCCUAAAACACCAGCCACGAAAGGAAUGUCUCGAAAACCCACCUCAUCUGCUGCUGCAUCGGAGCCACCAGAACUGGACAGUCAGGGUAAACUGGAUGCGAAAGAGCAGAUAAAGAAGAAACCAGUGUCUGAGGCAAAGUCAAAACCAGAAGAACGAGAUACCACUGCUGUCGGGGUACAGAUUUCCACUCCUAAGGAACAAAUAACAGACUCAGAAACCAAGCAAGCAGCAGCGAGCUCAGAAGCAGCACAUAAGGACACGAAACCUAACAGCGUUCAAACAGAUGCUCCAGCUGAAGAGCCGGGUGAUUCCGCAGAACAGAGCGGUGAUAUUAGCCCUCACUCGAAAGCCCCGAGCAGAACAGGCUCCCGCUCGAAAAAAAGGAAAGGCAAAGAACCAACCAGUCCCAUCAGCCCCAGCAAUCAAAACAAACCCGAGUGCUCGAGCAGCAAGCCAAAGGUCACUGAGAUAAAACAAGAGCAGGUGGAGGAAGCAGGGGAGAAUAAAUCUACCUCCAAACAACUUGCAGAAAACAUCUCAUUACCAUCUAAUAAAGUCCAAGGAAACGCGACGGACAAACAGCCGACGAGCGACACCAAACAGAAAGCGUUUAAAAAGGAAUCGGAGGCAUCGGACAAACACGAGAAACAGCCAGAUGCUUCAUUUAAAAACAAGAAUAUUGACAAACCAAUCAGCGGAAAGGAGGGAUUGCCUGAACCGUCUGUCAACAAAGAUGAACCCGAUACCGCUGCUGCUUGUAGCGCUGGAACAAAGAAGCCUAUUGACAAGGAUUCCGUUAUUUUACCUCAAAAGGAGGAAAAAGCAGAGGAACACAGCCUCGUAUUCACACUGGAAGGAAAAAAGGCCUCUGAGGACAGCAGAGAAACUUCAGCCUCCUCCCCCUCACCUUCGCCUGAAAAACCCACGGAGAAGUCUCCUGCAGUGGGGAAGGAUCCACCUGUUGAACAUCCCAAAUUAGAGAAACAAGUGCCAAUAAAACCUGAGUCAAAAAGCAAAGCGAAAGGAGAGAAGCCCAAUAAAAAGGAAGCAGGGCCAUGCAAGGACACGGGGCCAAUAAAUCAGGCUGAGAGUAAAGAGGUGGAGAAAUUAGACAAAGCGUCGGGCAAAACAAACAAGCAGACUAAAGAAGAAGGCAAAGAAAAAACCCAGCAGCCUCUGGCUUCAGAUGAAAGUACAACAAAGGGCAAAGUUUCAGGCAUCUCAGGGAAAGAGGGGAGCGCUGCAGGAAAAGCUGAAAGACGUGAGACACAGCCGGUUAAAGACACGACAACACCAAAAGCCAUCCAAGCGGGGUCUGCGUCUGACUCUUCAGAGAAGGCCGGCGGAUCAUCAGGCGUUCCUGUUCAAACACAACGUGUGAGUAACACAGAGACCGCACAUCCAGAGAAGGCUGCUGCUGUACCUGCUAUCAGCCAGACUAAUGAGGCUGUGAGGAGCGCUAAGAGUGAUAAAGGGCCCGAAGCAGAGACGGCUACAAAUGUGCCUCCGGAGCUGCAAACACAGCCGACAGAAAGCCCUGGAACAAAAACAGAGCCAGUGGUGAUUGCAGCAGAACCACAGCCUAAUUCUGUAUCUGUGGAAAAAACAGAGAGUUCACUCGAUGACUCAUGUACACAUGGAGCUAAUGAUGCAGCGCCGUCCAGCUCCAAGCCUAUUACCAAAGCACCUACAGCAGCAGAGGAAGUGAGUGUAAAAGUGGCAGAGGACAGUCCGAACGCUGCACAGACUGACGUGACGAGUAAGGAAAAGAAAGAGCCGUCGGUUAAAAAGGCUUCUCCUCCUGUUUCUGCCUCUGCAAGCACAGAGGGAGCAGGACGGGAUCACCGGGGAAAAGGUCCAGCUGUCAAACCGGUGCCCUCAGAGGUCAAAAUCUCAGGAGACAUAAUGAGACCAGCUUCUAGCCACCCACAAACUGAGGCCCUAAAAAAUAAAGAGGGCACGAGUAAUGCUGCUCCGGUCAAGGAUGCAGAAAGAAUGAGUCACAGCCCGUCUAGCAGGACUGCUUCAAGCUCAGCAGUCAAUGCAGCGGAGAAGUCAGCUGAGAAAACACUCAAUGUGCCCGUCAAUGAACUUUCGCUUGUCGGUAAUGGCGAUAAUUCAACACGUUCAAAACAGGAACCAGUCAAUAUCAAGCCGAGUCAGACUCAGAAAGCACCAGCUUCCCCAGAGGCUAAUAAGCUGCACUCAGACACAAUCCAGCGUUCACCCAUGAAGAAGCUCCAUUUGCCACGGGGGCUUAGCAAAGAUGAUUCCUCACAGCGGCAAGACGCCCCCUCUAGCUGGCUGGAUGUGGACUUUCCCAAAAAGAAACUUAGAGUCCCAGAGGGAAAACUGAAGGCGUCAGGAAGUGAGAGCAAUCUUCUCGACACCUCUGCUGAUCUGGAUGACGAGGAUUUCAUUGAGAAAAUCAAGAACCUGUGCGUCCCGUUCUCCCUCCCGCCGCGUAAACACAACCACCUUCGGCCUCCUCAGCCCCCCUUUGCAAUGCCGGCCAUUCGAGAGGACCGCUUCGAGAAGACGUUUGACCCUGAGGAGUUCACGUUUGGCUUGAGGAAGAAGGCUCUUAACACCAUAGAAACAACCCCGAGCAUUUUAGCCAAUAUCCAGCACAAAGACACAAUAGCGGGCCUGAAGCCUGCCAGGGCGAGUCUGGCUGACAGGAGCAUGCUGCUCAACAGUCUGGACACUCACUCUCGUCUCAGGGAGAAGGUUCCCAUAAAGGAUGAGGAGGACGCAACGGAGGAGAAGAAUGAUCAGGUCAAGGUGAAGUCUCGCUUGGAGAGGAGCGGCAUCCUCAGCAGCCUCUCCUCCUUCAACUUUAGAGGGAAGAGGAACGGAGCUGAGGCGCCGGCGGAGGGCACCGGCUCUGGGAAUGUGUCGCCCAGCGAAGCCGCCCGGCUCAGCCCUUCAUCUUCAUCCCAGUCGCCCUCUCCCAGCCCGACUGCCUCAGCCCCAAUCAAAGACAUAAUGCCUAAGCAGAGUGCAGAGGAAGCGCCGGAUGCUGAGGUUGUGGUCUGUGACUCAGGUCCUCCACUUCCGUCUUUUAACGACAUCAAGCUGCCCGACUAUUUAGAGAAGUACCUCCCUCGAGAUCAGGCAAAACCAGUGCAGAGCGUGCAAGGACAGGAGCAAGUCAAACCGGAGUUAACAGGAAACAUGUCAGCUCCUGUUGCUGGAGGUGAAGCCGAGCCGGCUGUGAAACCAGCUCCGGUGCUUCCUAACGCCAAGGCUCCGUCUUUUCCUGGGAUCCCUCCAACCACAAACCCAGCGCUCCCCGAAGUUAAGCAGCCUCCGGCGCAGCCACAGGGGAUACUUAGAAGUAAUAUAAGAGCCGUCAAAGGAUUUCACAAGCGUCCCGGAAAGAUGGUGUUGUUUGAAAAAGCUCAGUUCAGCGGCCAAGCAUAUGAGAUUUACAGGGAUGUAGCAGAUGCUACGUCUCUGCAGCUCUCGCCUCUCGUAUCUGUGAAGGUCGUUAGAGGAUGCUGGGUGCUCUACGAGAAGCCCGACUUUCAGGGACGCACCAUCGCCUUGGAGGAGGGGAGCCUAGAACUGGCAAACGUGUGGGCCGAGCAGGAGACGCAGGACGAACCGCACAACAGCCCGCCGAUGCAGAUCGGCUCCGUCCGGCUCGCCGUCGAUGAUUACAGCAUCCCUCAUAUUGAUCUGUUUUCUGAACCGGAGGGCCGCGGCAGAGUGACGCCGUACCACGACGAUGCAAUAGAAACCGGUUCAUUCGGCAUGCUGCAGAACACGGCUUCCAUCCAAGUGCACUCCGGGGUGUGGCUGGUGUUCAGUGAUCCGGGCUUCCAGGGCAUGAUCGCUGUGCUGGAAAGGGGAGCGUAUCCUUUCCCUGAGACCUGGGGCUUUCCGUCCCCCUUCGUGGGAUCUCUAAGACCACUUAAGAUGGGUGGCUUCAAAGUGGAGAAUCCGAAUGAAGUCAAGGCUGUGGUGUACGAGAAGCCCGGCUUCGACGGCUCCUGUAUGGAAAUCGACGGCGACGUUUUCAGCUUUGACGAGAACGAAGGAGCGAUUUCUGCAGACGAAGAAAACCUCGACUCAAAGAAACUGACGUCUGUGGCUUCUCUGAAGAUCACCGGAGGAUUCUGGGUCGGCUACAGCGAGCCCGGCUUCGAGGGUCAGCAGCACAUCCUGGAGGAGGGAGAAUACCUGGACUGCAGCGCGUGGGGCGGCUCGGAGCUGCUGUCACUGCGACCGAUUCUUUCCGAUUUCAUGUCUCCACACCUCAAAAUGUUCAGCGACAGAGAUUUCGGCAAGCUGGGAGUAAACGUCGACGUCACAAUUCCUGUUAUUAACAUGGAUGACACGGGCUACGGCAUGAAGACGCAGUCUGUCGACGUCGCCGGUGGCGUCUGGGUUGUGUUUGAAGAGCCGGGUUUCUGCGGCGAGUCCUACGUCCUGGAGAAAGGCCUGUAUGGAAGCCCGGAGGACUGGGGGGCGCUGCAGCACAGAGUCGGCUCAACGAUGCCCGUCUUGCUGGAUGAUUUCGAGAACACGGCCAAGUUCAAGGUGCAGCUGUUCUCCGAUGCAGGGUUUCAGGGCUCCGCUCUCACUCUGGAGGACGGCGUGGCCUCGCUGCCGGACGCUUUCUCUGUGGCCUCAUGCAAGGUCCUGGCUGGCAGCUGGCUGGCGUUUGAGGGGAAGGACUUCGCUGGCAAGAUGUACGUGUUAGAAAAGGGGAACUACCCGGACCUGAGAGCGAUGGGCUGCGUCGGCGCCAGCUCCUCCAUCCUGUCACUGCAGACUGCUGGCUUUGAGUUCUCGCUGCCGUCCAUCACUCUCUUCGAGCGGUGCGGCCUGCGUGGGAAGAGGGUGGUUCUGACGGACGGAUCGGUCAACCUUCAGCUGGCUGGAGGCUGCGGCCGAGUCCAGUCUGUGCUGGUGGAAGGGGGCAUGUGGGUGUUGUACGAGGGAAUCAACUACCGCGGCGCUCAGAUUCUGCUGAAACCUGGUGAGGUGCCCGACUGGCACGAGCUCAGCAGCUGGCAGAAAAUCGGAUCCCUGCGCCCUCUCAUACAGAAGCAGGUGCACUUCCGUCUGAGGAACCAGCAGACGGGGCUGAUGAUGUCGGUGACCGGCGAUUUGGACGACGUCAAACUGCUGCGGAUCCAAGAGACAGAGGAGACGGACGGUUUUGAGCAGAUUUGGUUCUACCAGAACGGACAUCUGCACUGCAAGCUGCUGGAGGAAUGCUGCUUAAGUCCCAGCGGCAGCGUCACGAUGGCGGGCAGCCGCGUAGGUCUGACGCCAGAGCCGGACAACCAAGCCAACCUGUGGAGCAUCACCCCCGACGGCUUCAUCCGCUACACCCUCACCUCUGACCUCGUCCUGGAAGUCAAAGGCGGCCUUCACUACGACAAAAACCAAGUGAUUCUGAACACGUUUGAUCCGAACAAACUGCAACAGCGGUGGAACGUGGAGAUCAUAUGAACACACGAGCUGCUCAACUGGAUCCCCGAUGUUCAGAGUCGGAGGGACGGCGCCGUCGGAGAGUCGAGCGUUCGGGGACGAGGCGCGUCGUCGUCGGAGCUGCUCGACGUUUCUGCCGCGGAGGGAACGACGUCCAAUGAAGAGGUCAACUCGGAGAGAGAGGAAUGAUUUCGUCAGAAUGUAUUACGACCCUCUGAAUAUACAACCAGCGGGUUCUCGAACUUGAAACGCUUCUUAUUUUACACUUCCAGUAAUAUAGCUUUAAGGUUUAUAUAUUUUCGUUGAAUAAAUCUAUUUCUACGCGAUAUGAAUUAACUUAAACAGUGUUAACACGUCUUCGUACCUUUUUAUCUUUAUGUCGUACAGUUCAUAUCGUCUGACUUCCCGGCUGCAUGCAACAUGAGCAAAGAAAAAAAUACUGUAUCGCUUGUGUCUUUUAUUUGUGUUUAAUCAAAACUAUACAGCACAGACUCAUUUUGUUCUCAGAAUAACAAAAGUAUUUUUGUCAAUAAAUUUCUUAAAUACA